Agelaius phoeniceus (red-winged blackbird) is the source of this 808-nucleotide messenger RNA. It is a transcript of the gene UBE2L6, whose product is annotated as ubiquitin conjugating enzyme E2 L6. The record is from RefSeq and is a predicted model, not a curated record. Lineage: Eukaryota; Metazoa; Chordata; Aves; Passeriformes; Icteridae.
GUGCGGGGGUUGUCAGUGCCGGGGCGGGCGUCCCGGUACCGGGGAGAGGCGGUGCUGGGGGUGUCAGUGCCGGUAAAGGGGUCCCGGUGCCGGGGUGCGAGAGAAGCCGUGCUGAGGGGUGUCAGCGCCCGAUGAGGGGGUCCCGGUACCGGGGAGAAGCAGUGCUGCGGGUGUCCGUGCCGGGGGUCCCGGUGGCGGGGUGCGAGGGAAGCAGUACCGGGGUGCAGGGUCUCCGGUGCGGGGGUGACAAAUACCCCGGCACGUUUCAGUUUCGUUUCCCCGGCGGGGCGGCCCCGCCCAGGGGUGUGUCCAGAAUCCCGGCCCCGUCCAUAAAAGUGUGCCCGGAGCUGGAGGAGGCGCGGCGCUGGGAGGGGGUCCGCGACGUGCGGCCGCUGGACGGGAACGUGCGGCGCUGGGGGGGCCUCCUGCUGCCCAACAACCCCCCAUACAACACGGGCGCCUUCCGCUUCGAGCUGACCUUCUCCCCCAACCACCCGCUGGAGCCGCCCUGCGCCACCCUCCGCACGCCCAUCUACCACCCCAGCGUGGACCUCGAGGGCCGCGUCUGCCAGCCCCUCACCACUCACGGGCACUGGGAGCCCGCCACCCGCGCCAUCCAAGUGCUCCAGGACCUGCUGCUGCAGCUGGACAGCCCAGACCCGCGGCGGCUGCUGCGGCCGGACGUGGCCCGGGAGCUGCAGGAGCGCCCCGAGGAGUUCCGGCGCCGGGCAGAAGAGCACACCCGGCUCCACGCCGAGCCGCGCCCCGACCCCCGCACAUGAGGCAAUAAAUUCUCUCCAUCACCUGC